AGCGUGCCCCCGUUCGCUGUGCUGGCAGCAAGAUCUUCGCAGAUCAGUUUUUGUUUAGCCGUCGUGUCGUUUGGCUCGCCGCGAACCGUUUCGUUCUAAAGCGUGGUACAGUGAGCUGUGUUCCGUUCUUGAGUAGAGCCUUUGAAGUGUGAAACGACAGCGCAUCAAACGGCAUCGGUGAAAAAAAAAGUGUCGCAAACGUGUUCUGCGGCGUGUGUGUGUUUGGCUUUUGGCCAACGGUCCAAUUGCUGUUGCUGCGGCGCAAACGAUCGUGCGAAAUAAGGGCAGCCGUGUACGGCCAGCGAGUGACGACCAAAUAAAAAAAAGUGCCCCCGAAGUGAAUUCUGAUAAAACCCGCCUCCGUGUGUUGCGUGGUUGCAGUUUGGUGUUUGGUGUGUCUUUUUGGUCGUUUCUUCCUGAUCCCGAUAACCCAAUGUGUGUGCGUGUGUAUCCCGUGUGUGUGUCCCGGUGAUAGUGUGGCUUCAGGAAGUCCAGUGCUGUGAGUGUCCUGCUCGCCGUGGAACGGAGACCACAACCCGUACCAGAAGGAGACACCGGAGACGAGGGCCCGCUUCGAGAACGGCGGGCUGGUCUUUGAUUGUUCUUUUGCGGUCGCGACUCUUCAUGCCCGGUGUGCGCGCUUGGCCGAUGUGUAGUUUAUUGAGCAAUUAACAAGGAGAUAAAUAAUUGCCGUUCACAAAAUGAUGCGGCUUGGGCUAUACCUUGCAGCGUCAUGGACGUUACUAUGUACCUACAGUGCCGCAAUGCCAGACAUCCAUCAUCACAUGUCCUCCGCCCAGCUACAGGAAGUGUUCCACGUAGAUCACGUCGAUCUGGUACCUCACUACGAGCUCGUCAAGCUAACACACCACACAAACAGGCCGGUCCUUGCCAGCUCCCGGCGAAAACGAAGCAUCGAUGGGCCGGUGGCGAAAACGAACGGUCUGUUCGCCAGCACGGCCGGUACCAACGGUCCCAAUCACCACGUCAAAAAGGACCUCAGCAAGGUACGGUUCACCGAGAAAGUGAGCGAGCUGGGAGUGAAACCGAGCCAGCAGAAGAAAGCCGUCCCGAGGACCAGUUUUGACGGUCGACAAGAGAUCCCACUGGAGGCGGGUCCUAUGGUGAGCAGCGAUCAACAGCAGCAGCAGCAGCAGGUUGAUGACGCGACCACGCUGGAACCGAUGGAGGAUGGUGUCAGUAUAGCGGACAUUAACGAGCACCGGGUGUCGUUCGGUGCGUUCGGGGAGAAUGUGAACCUCACGCUCCGGAAAACGGAAGGACUGCUGCGGGGCGGGGCACACUCGCUGCGGAUGUGGAACGUCCGGUCGGAUCCCAACUCGACGCAGGGACUGGUUUACGAGGAGAUUCACGAUGAGGAUCCAGAACCAGCCGACUCCUUCGGUGACAUCUACCAGGAUGAGGAAAAUGUGGCGGCAGUGCUGAUGCGAAAGCACCUGGAAAGUGGAGAUCUAAUGAUGGAGGGUAGUAUAGGUCAUGAACUAGUGAUAAAGCCAGUGCCAACCGACAUCUCCCAGGAGGAGGAUGGAAGUGUUCAUCACGUUAUUUAUAAGCGCAAAACUCCGGAGGAGCACAACGAUCAGUUCAGUGAUUACGCAUUCAUGGAACCGGACCGGCUACAGAAACGGUUUCGGUCUAAACGCAGCCCGCAAGCGUACUACAAAAGCUCGCGAGCCAUCGAUCGGACCAUCUAUCCCGAAAUUCUGGUGAUCGUCGACUACGACGGCUACCGGCUGCACGGUGGCGAUAACGUGCAGGUCAAGCGCUACUUCGUCUCCUUCUGGAACGGUGUCGAUCUGCGGUACCGGUUGCUAAAGGGACCGAAAAUUCGCAUCAGCAUCGCGGGCAUCAUUAUCUCACGGGGCCGUGAUGCAACCCCAUACCUGGAACGGAACCGUGUCGGGCGGGAUGCGAUCGAUUCGGCGGCCGCCCUCACCGAUAUGGGGAAGUACCUGUUCCGGGAACGAAGGCUCCCGGUGUACGAUAUUGCCGUUGCCAUCACGAAACUAGAUAUGUGUAGAAGGCAAUAUGCAAAUGACGCGUGUAAUCGCGGUACCGCAGGAUUCGCCUAUGUCGGUGGAGCGUGCGUGGUAAACAAGCGCCUUGAAAAGGUCAACAGUGUUGCCAUCAUUGAGGAUACCGGUGGUUUCAGUGGCAUUAUCGUUGCCGCCCAUGAAGUUGGUCAUCUUCUUGGUGCCGUUCAUGAUGGUUCCCCGCCGCCCAGCUAUCUUGGAGGACCGGGUGCGGAGAAGUGUCGCUGGGAGGAUGGGUACAUCAUGUCCGAUCUGCGGCACACCGAGCGAGGAUUCCGCUGGUCGCCGUGCAGUGUGCAAAGCUUCCACCAUUUCCUCAAUGGUGACACUGCCAGCUGCCUGCACAAUCCACCCCACGAAGAUGAAGCGCUCGGACGGGCGUUACCGGGCACACUGCUCUCGCUCGAUGCCCAAUGUCGGCGGGACCGUGGAACGUCCGCCUGCUUCAAGGAUGAACGGGUGUGCGCCCAGCUGUUCUGUUUCGAUUCGGCCAGCGGUUACUGUGUCGCGUACCGGCCCGCCGCCGAAGGAUCCUCCUGUGGAGAUGGACAACACUGUCUCGAUGGGCGAUGUGUUGCGGAGCAUGAAAACAUUAUACCGGACUAUUCGCAACAUACUCCAUCGUACACGCGCUACAAUCAGCAGUCUGUGAAAUAUAACUACGACGACAAGUCAGAUCAGCAGGAAGAAUAUUAUGAACCGUCUAGCACGCCAACGACAUCAACGACAACCAGCACCACCACCACCACCACCACCACCACAACAACAACCACCACCACAACACCUCCACCGCCGCCAGCGACAUCGACGAGGAACUAUUACCAGUAUUUCCAUCACAAGUCCACGAGUACCUAUCCCAAUGAUUACCAUUCAGCUAAAAGCCCUAGCCCUAGUGAUAAUGGUAACGGUGGUAAUGGCAACAACCAAUAUCACAACAACAACAACAACAACCACAACAACAACUACGGCAACAACAAUUACGCUCACUACAACCCGACGACCAAGCCGACACCGUACAGUACGAAACCGACGACCAAGACACCGUACGUGUUCAGUAAAUACACCUUCAGCUCGACCAAAGCUCCAACAACCACCACCACAACGCAUCGACCGUCCUGGAACAAUGGCAACCGUGAGGAUGACAAUAGUAACGCACUACCGCACUACAACAGCCAACAACCGCACCACCAACAACAGCACUACCAACACCAACAACAGCCGUACGGUGGGGAUGGUGGAUACGAUCAGGGUGGACAUGAUGGCGGUCCCUUCCCCGCCGCCGCCACCACCACCACGACACGCAAACCGAAAGCCACCUACCAUCCGGUGUUCGACGUGUACUUCAACCGGAUCGCACAAACGACCACACGCAAUCCGUACAACUUUUCCUACUUUGCCAAACGCACCACCACCAAAAGCGCACCGAACUAUGCACUCAACAGCAACUAUCUCGGUGCAAACAGCCAGCUCAGUGUGGCCAGUGUUGCCAGCAGUGGGAAUGGAGGUAGCGGUAGCACAUCGGCACGUACCGGGCGUUACUACUGAGCGUUACGCGGUGCGGCGUUACGCCGUCACAGGACACGCGCAUGCAGCACAUCAGUGCCAGUAAUGUCUUGAUUUCAUUAUCUGAACACGCUCGUGUGGAUGUGUGUGUGUGAUUGUUUGAUAUCCUGCGAUGGUGUGCUUUUCACCAGUUUUUUUGUUUUUUUGUUUCUUCCUCCAUCGACUACCUUUACUGCGUUACCGAACGUUAACAUCCGUUUUAGGAAUGUGUCGUUUGCGGGCUUGUGUGCGUGUGCCGGUAGUCGAUCGGGAGGAGGGGGACUUUUUUUUCAAAAGCUGUUCCUUUUGCUUUUCUGCUGGUUUAUUUUUCUUCACUUUUUUCCAUUGCUUUCCGUUCUUUGGCUUACACUUUUUACCUCACUUGUUUUGUGCACUUUUUUGAGUAUUUUGUUUCUAUUUUAUUUUACUGCACAGCUCACUUUUGUUUUCCUUUUAUACAAUUCUGUGAAAAUUCACACGCAACACUCCCAAAACGUUGCAUAUGAUAAGCGUAAAACAUGUACUAAAGCAAGAUAAGUUCGUGUGGAUGGCAUCACUUUAGUGCGUAAGGUUGUAAACUCAAAAGUCUGCCCAUUUGCAACAACGAAAAAUUAGACUGUGGUCCAUUUUAAGAUUCAUUGCUCGCGGAACAUCGAUAAAACGAAACCCCCGCCCUUUCAUUUCAAUCAACGACAUUUACCAUUUAUUGCCUUUUUUGUGGUUUUGUACUUUAAUUUGUGUAGAAUUCAACUUAGGCUACACCUAAUCGAUAUAAAGUUAACGUUAGCAAUGGUAAGCUAGGGAAGGAAAGCAACAUUUUGAAGCAACAUUUUCGCUGGAUUUCGAAAAUGGUUCCACGCUUCACGAUUGACCCAAAAGCUCACAAGAAUUAAUGGGUUCACAGUCAUCACUUCCUUUGCAAAAGAACAGAAGUUUCUUCCUAAAUGCACACAAAAAGCUUGGAGAAGAGGAGAGAACACGUUUCGUGCGACAGCACACGCACAUCAGUGAUCGCACGCCAUUUCGAUCGAUACUAUCGGAUUCCCUAAGUCCUCAUUCCACAAAGUCCAUCUGGAACCGUCGCUAUAUCUGAUGGUUGGACGUAACAAUAUUGAACCGCUCUACUACCAAUAACUCUGCUCGCUAAUUUCACAACAAGCCCCUUAUACGCUAUCGCUAUGUACAGAGAGGACUUAUGGUAAACGCUAUGUAUAGAGAAACGUACAAUAUUUAUACGGUACAACAACAAAAGAAAAAAAAACAAACGCUAAAUGGUGCAACGAAUGGAUUCCCCAAAUGGCUUCUCACUGCCACUCGAAAGCUUUGGAUGAUGAGGAUAAGCGAUACAAAAACUUUAUGAAUGCCAUCAAGCGGAAGCGAUUACAGCAUCUGAAGGAGCAGCUGCAGUUGCAGCAGCUGCAACAACAGCCCGAGCUCGUCAGCAACCAUCAGUAGUGGGGCGAGUAGCUGUGUGCUCUCGUGUGUGUGUGAAUGGGAUGGUCCAAAUCUGUGUUCAAAAUUCGUCGUCCGUCAGGAGAGUUUAGAAAGCCAAGGAAAUGCUCACGAAUGCUAUUGCAAAUAGGAAACGCAACUCCUUUCUGUUGUUUUUGGACAAAUACUUCAAACCAAACAAAUCUACUGCUCCACUGACACCACUGUUUUGACGUGCAUUUCUUGUUUUUGAAGAAAAUCUUUCACUGCAAAUUGUUCAUACUACACUGUCUGUGAGCCGAAAAGGAAGAGAAAAAAAGAGAAGGAAGAUAGAGAUAUCGAGAGAGCGAGAUAUAAUGCAAAGCAUGUACACAAAAAAAAACCAACUGCCACCCUCUUGUUUGCUCUAGCGAUCCUUAGUAAGGUGUACUUAGGUUAAAGUCUCGUGUUUUGUGUCCUGCGGUAGGACUUUUCAUUGCACCUGGUUGUCCAUCAUUAAGCUGUGUGAAUGAAAACACUCGCACACACACCCCUAAACCUACACAUCCACACAGUCUUCAACCAUCCCAAACCCUUUUUUUUCUAAGCUAGAUAGGCUGCUUGCUUAUGCUCUGUUCAAUGUAAAUAGUUAGUGCGUUAGUGUCUGUUUAUUGCAUAUGUUUAGGUUCUUGCGUCUUAUAUGGGCAAGCGGAAAACGAUGUCACGAAUAUCGGUUUUCUAACGUGUAAAGUGCAAACAACGAACGGAUAAGACAAAUCAGAUAUCAGUAGCAGUAGCAGACCUAGUAGUACAUUUUUUUUGGAAUUUGUAGCAAGCUAUCAGGUGGAUAAAACAAUGCAAUUGAUAUUGCUAAACGAAAGCAGACCACCCGAGGGAGAAGAGCGUAAAAAACAAGAUGAUAUCUAGACCGGAGACGCGUUUGGCCGCGUCACCAUUAUGUAGUGUUUUAAUUUAUUGGAUUUAAGUUAUGCGAUAGUUACUCUCUCCUUUCCACUUCUUCUGUCCCCUUCUCUUCUCGUGUUGUGUAUGUGUUUUGUGGAAAAGGGUGUCGAUUUUUGUGGCUCACACAGGAAGGAUGUUUUCUACCGUGUUGUGUCAGAGAUCCGAUUAUACCCGUCAGGCGCACACCGUUGAUUCGAUCGUGCGCUCGGGCUACAUUGAUCGUUCGAAUGAGCUACAAGUAAACACGAGUUAGGUACUAGAUGUUAGAGUUUUUUUUUUGUUAAGAUGAUACAAUAGCUGCGAAAAAUGGCGUACGCGUGCACGGCACGCGGUGCGAAGUUAUAGUUUCGUUUGUGCAGGAUCAUAAUAGUGUACGCGAUAGAAGGCGUUCGAGGUGAGAUAUUCGUUAACUGGUGAACAGUUUACAGUGGACGAAGCGGAUGAUUGUAUUUCGUUUAUGUAUUUUGUAAAGUGAGUAUCUAAAUAAAGAGAAAAAAAUAUAUAAAUUCGAAA
Messenger RNA from Anopheles stephensi (Asian malaria mosquito), 6482 nucleotides. RefSeq names its product A disintegrin and metalloproteinase with thrombospondin motifs 1. The transcript is spliced from 16 exons. The record is from RefSeq and is a predicted model, not a curated record. Gene Ontology annotation, biological process: proteolysis. The coding region runs from base 702 to 3599 and encodes 965 amino acids. NCBI's taxonomy places the organism in Eukaryota, Metazoa, Arthropoda, Insecta, Diptera, Culicidae. Gene Ontology annotation, molecular function: metalloendopeptidase activity.